Molecule: messenger RNA, 499 nt
Organism: Habropoda laboriosa
Lineage: Eukaryota; Metazoa; Arthropoda; Insecta; Hymenoptera; Apidae
Gene: RpII18
Product: DNA-directed RNA polymerases I, II, and III subunit RPABC2
Exons: 3
Coding region: 107-499 (130 amino acids)
Biological process (GO): DNA-templated transcription
Cellular component (GO): RNA polymerase II, core complex; RNA polymerase III complex; nucleus
Molecular function (GO): DNA binding; DNA-directed RNA polymerase activity
Source: RefSeq, a predicted model, not a curated record
UGAUAUGUCGCAUGUUGAUUGUUGCUCGCGGCACGUUGCGAAACAAGUAUUUGUAUUAAGAGUUAAAAAUAAAAUUGCACCAAUAGUAUCUGCUUAAUUACAAAAAAUGGCAGAUGAUGAUUUCGAUGGAGACGAGGUAGCAGAUGAUUUUGACGAUGUUGACGAUGAUGAUAAUAUUGAACUGGAACCUCAGGAAGAAGAUGGAGAAAAUAUAGAAUUGUUAGCAGCUGGUGAAGCUACCGGGGGAGUACAAAGAUCUAAAAGAAUUACAACAAGAUAUAUGACAAAGUAUGAAAGAGCAAGAGUAUUAGGGACCAGAGCGUUACAAAUAGCUAUGUGUGCUCCAGUGAUGGUGGAAUUGGAGGGAGAAACAGAUCCACUGCAAAUUGCAAUGAAAGAAUUAAAACAGAGAAAAAUUCCAAUCAUAAUUCGGCGUUACUUACCUGAUAACAGCUAUGAAGAUUGGGGCAUAGAUGAAUUAAUUAUAAUAGACCAUUAA